This is a messenger RNA of Agrilus planipennis (emerald ash borer), 1047 nucleotides long. RefSeq names its product cytochrome b5 (gene Cyt-b5). The record is from RefSeq and is a predicted model, not a curated record. Bases 308 to 694 code for a protein of 128 amino acids. Gene Ontology annotation, cellular component: intracellular membrane-bounded organelle; membrane. NCBI's taxonomy places the organism in Eukaryota, Metazoa, Arthropoda, Insecta, Coleoptera, Buprestidae. Gene Ontology annotation, molecular function: heme binding. The transcript is spliced from 5 exons.
UAUUUAGCCAGUUGUAGAGGCAUAGAUAAGGUAAAAAGUAUACCUGCAAUAAAUCUUUAUUUUUUGUAAACCAUAAACGUAAUUAACUAAAUUAACGGAUUGCUUAGUUAAUUUUGUGAUCAUUCGAAAACAAAUUUGAAGUGCAGCUGUAAAAUUGGAAAAGAGGUGAAAAUAUCAGUGGUUGAGGCUUGAAAGUGGUUAUUGGUUGUUCCAGGAAAUACUUCAUUAAGCUACGAAAUAAUAAUAGUUUUUAGGUUACAAAUAAGAAUUGUGAAUUGAUAAAAUUGUUGGUUUGAUAAAACUAAACAUGGCCAACAAGGAAUACUCGUUUCAGGAAGUUAAAAAACAUAACAACAAUCAGAGUACUUGGGUUGUCAUUCAUAACACAGUUUACGAUGUGACUCCAUUCUUGAAUGAGCACCCUGGCGGUGAAGAGGUACUUUUAGAGCAGGCAGGAAAAGAUGCCAGCGAAGCCUUCGAAGACGUGGGGCAUUCCACUGAUGCCCGUGAGUUGAUGACAAAAUAUCGAAUUGGAGAAAUCGUAGAAUCCGAAAGAAAGCCCGUUCAAGCAAAGAAAGCCCAAUGGCAUGAUGACUCUGACAAAUCGAAAUCAGAUAGCUCCAUGAGGUCUUGGUUACUGCCUGUAAUUCUGGGCGUAGUUGCUACUCUAAUUUAUCGUUUCUAUUUCCAGUAGGCUUUAAUUUUUUGAUUAUUUUUGAACACAAUAUCAUACACACUAUUGUAGUAAAGAUAACGAGAACAAAACAAAAAACGAAUCAAAAGUGAUGUAAACUUUUCCAACUAAUUAAAUUAAUAUCAUGUGCAAUUUUUUAGAUUGUACGUAUAAAUGAAUCAUUGACACCUAUUAGUUUAGAUUAUAUUAUAUAGAUUUAUACAUAUAUGUAUAAAAACAUAAUGUUAAUGUCUGUGUGUGUGUGUUGGGGUUAUUCUAUGGGACCAUUUGUGUUUAAUUUCCAAAUUAGUUAGUACGUUUUUAUUUUAUAUUUUAUUAUAAUUCCAUAUGUGCUAUUAGUACGUCUGUUUUUU